UUAUGAUCUGCACAUGAGGAUAUCCAUCAUCUGGGUCUGGACAACUCAGUCUGAGCCCAUGACCACUAAAAGUGACUUCAUGCACGUAUGUCUGUGGCUCUUCUUCUCUAGGUGUAUGGAGAAGCCACAUGGAACCAGGAAACCUCACGUGGGUAUCAGAAUUCAUCUUCCUGGGGCUCUCACAGACUCCGGAGCUCCAGCUCCUCCUGUUCCUGGCGUUUCUGUCUGUCUACACCACCACUGUCUUGGGAAACCUCCUCAUCAUGCUCACAGUGACCACAGACUCUUGGCUCCACACGCCCAUGUACUUUCUGCUGAGAAACCUGGCUCUCUUGGACCUCUGCUUCUCCUCAGUCACUGCCCCGAAGUUGCUGGCGGACCUCCUCUCUGAGGAGAAGACCGUCUCUUACCUAGGUUGCAUGGCCCAGAUCUUCUUCUUCCACUUUCUGGGAGGUGCCAUGGUCUUCUUCCUGUCAGUGAUGGCCUAUGACCACCUUGUGGCCAUCUCCAGGCCCCUCCGCUAUGUCACCAUCAUGACCACUCGGCUCUGUGUGGGGCUGGUGCUGAUGGCCUGGGUGGUAGGUUUCGUCCAUUCCAUCAGCCAACUGGCUCUGAUGCUCCCACUGCCUUUCUGCGGCCCCAACAUCCUGGAUAACUUCUACUGUGAUGUCCCCCAGGUGCUGAGACUUGCCUGCACUGACACUUACAUCUUAGAGUUCCUCAUGAUCUCCAACAGCGGGAUGCUGGAUGUCAUCUGGUUCUGUCUCCUCCUCACCUCCUACUCGGUCAUCCUGGUGAUGCUGAGGUCCCACUCGGGGCAGGCGAGGAGGAAGGCAGCUUCCACCUGCACCACCCACAUCGUUGUGAUGUCGAUGGUCUUCAUUCCCAGCAUUUACCUCUAUGCCCGGCCCUUUGACCCCUCCUCCAUGGACAAGGCUGUGUCCAUCAGCCACACAGUCAUGACUCCCAUGCUCAACCCCAUGAUCUACACCCUGAGGAACCAGGAGAUGCAGGCCGCAGUGAAGAGGCUUAGGAGGCGCUGGCUGGUUUGUACAAGGAGUGAUAAUGGGUAGAUCACUUCUCUUUGGCUUUGUUUUCCAUUUGCAUAGGAUGAGUUUCAGAGGUCAGACUUGGUAGAGUGGAUUAAGAACUUGACUUGGAACAAAGAGACCUGGAUUCAGGUUCAAGUUCCUACACUAACUAGCUGUUACAAGUCUUCUAACACUGGAGGGUAUAGGAAGAUCCUUUUGCAAUUGUUUGAGGAUUUAGCUAGGGCUUUUUCCUCCCUGAGACCUGCAGGAGAGUGCUUGCUUCCUGUUUCUCUUCUGCUUGGCACCUGUUUUGAUUACCGCCAGAGCCCUGCUGCCCAGCACGGGCCAGGAACGUGGAGGCUCUCCAUAAAUAUCUGUUGGAUGAAUAAACAAAUAAAUAAUGCUGUAAAUGCACAUUAGUACUUGAAGACAGACACCUCUGACCUUCUGGUUCUGGAGUGUCCCCACCAACCCAAUAAGCCUUCAGUAACUGGACAGAGUUAGGGAGGAACACUGAAGGAACACCUGACUCCCUCCCUUCUGAAAUAAUCCUGUGCCUAAUCUGGAUCUGAGUCCGUGAGGCCCGAUUUCAUUCAGAACCAUCAUCACCAUCCAGACGAACAUAAAGAAGGCUAAGUCCUGUCCUAGCCAGACCCCCGCAUGGGGGGCACACCCAGGACAACCUGCUCUGGGGGCAAAAGGCAGUACCAAGUAGUGGGAUAUUAUGGCUGGUAUGCCUUCUGGGGCAGUGAGAAGAGCAGAGAGGGG
Molecule: messenger RNA, 1799 nt
Organism: Manis pentadactyla (Chinese pangolin)
Lineage: Eukaryota; Metazoa; Chordata; Mammalia; Pholidota; Manidae
Product: olfactory receptor 4D2
Exons: 1
Coding region: 129-1073 (314 amino acids)
Biological process (GO): G protein-coupled receptor signaling pathway
Cellular component (GO): membrane
Molecular function (GO): G protein-coupled receptor activity; olfactory receptor activity
Source: RefSeq, a predicted model, not a curated record